AUGCCAUGUUCGCAGGCAGCAAACCCUCAUCCCGGUGCCAGUUUUGACCAGCCAGCACAGCCUUUCGUCCAACCGCAGCCCCAGACGACACCGCCUCAGACCCAAUUCGGUUUUGGAAUGCAGCAGUUUCAGCAGCAAGCGACGCACAAGCAGCAGCCGACUGUUCAACAGCAAUACCAGCAACAGGUUCCCCAGCAACGACCGGCACAGUAUUCGCAGGCACCGCAUGUGCAGCAACAGGCGAUGCAACAAACACCUGUGCGACAG
Ostertagia ostertagi is the source of this 267-nucleotide messenger RNA. Lineage: Eukaryota; Metazoa; Nematoda; Chromadorea; Rhabditida; Trichostrongylidae. The record is from the annotation of a GenBank genome assembly.